Mucor velutinosus is the source of this 711-nucleotide messenger RNA. Its product is annotated as Chitin synthase, class 1. Bases 1 to 711 code for a protein of 236 amino acids. Lineage: Eukaryota; Fungi; Mucoromycota; Mucoromycetes; Mucorales; Mucoraceae. Gene Ontology annotation, cellular component: mitochondrial small ribosomal subunit. Gene Ontology annotation, molecular function: structural constituent of ribosome. Gene Ontology annotation, biological process: mitochondrial translation. The record is from RefSeq and is a predicted model, not a curated record. The transcript is spliced from 3 exons.
AUGUUGAAGCAAGUCGUGAAUACCAAUACCAGCAAGAUUACUAUGAAGCAAUUCUCAACCAGCUCCAUUGCACUUGCAGGCCGUCAAACUGGUGGUCGCAGAAAAGCCGAAAAGAAAUUUGAUGUUGAUUUUAUGCCAAAAUUCGAUUUUGAUGACCAAACCACCAUCGGUCAUAACCUCUUUGACAAUAUCAGAGAGGUUCGCAAAUACUUAAGAAAGACUGAAUUCGAGUUGCCUAAAUUAAAUGCUUACGCCAAACCUUUCGAAGCACCCACAAAGGAUCAAAUCCUCAAGUUCAAGUCGCACAUUUAUCUAGGUGAAGGCCACCCUGUCGAGAAGAAAGCUGUCUUGAGCGUCAAGGUUGCUGAUCUAGGAUUGAGUGAGACAGAAAAGCACAAAUUCUUAUUAUUGAGUGGACCCAGAUACAAUGUAAACACAGAGGAAUUGGUCAUGUCAAGCGAAAAAUUCCCUCAUCGCAAGCAAAACAAAAAGUUUUUGAUUGAUACUUUGCAAAAGUUGAUCAAGGAGGCAAAGGAUACCAAGGAUACUUUUGCCGAUAUUCCUCUCGAUUUACCAAAGCCCAAGCAAAGAUUAGAAUUUCCCAAAGAAUGGAUCAGAUCACCAACCCCCGCCACAACUGUUCAAGCUACCACUGAAGCCAAGAUCACCGAGGAAUUGGGUCAAUCCGCCAGCAAGCAAAAGACCGUUUAA